This is a messenger RNA of Coregonus sp. 'balchen', 30130 nucleotides long. Lineage: Eukaryota; Metazoa; Chordata; Actinopteri; Salmoniformes; Salmonidae. The record is from the annotation of a GenBank genome assembly.
AUGGAAUUGGGCAGGCAACUGUUGGUAAAGAUGAGGAAGAGGCGGAAGGGCGAGUUCACCUCAGUUCCUGUAAUAGUGCAGGGCCUCGAGAUCCACUUCUACCUGGAAGACUCUCACCAGCUGGAGUUUCUCCGGGGUUGUUACACUGCUGAGGAGCUGUGCACAGAGGCAGCCAAGAAGUGCGGUGAGUCUGAGUCACGUUAGUGUUGGCACAUACACUGAGUGAACAGAACAUUAGGAACACCUGCUCUUUACAUGCCAUAGACUGACCAGGUGAAUUCAGGUGAAAGCUAUGAUCCCUUAUUGAUGUCACUUGUUAAAUCCGCUGUUCUGAGGGCAACAUUGGGGGUGCAACUCAAUAUUAGGAAGGUGUUCCUAAUGUUUGGUAUACUCAGUGUAUGUCCCCCGUCUCUGUUCACUCUUUCUCUUUCUCUCUCUCUCUCUCGUUCUCUCUCUGUCUCUCUCACACACACACAAACGUGCGCACACACACACACACUCUUAGUUGGUGCCCCAUCUCGGUUUGUUCUCCUCUGUUUGUAUCCUUCAUUUCUGAGCAGAACAUUCAGCAGGAUAUUUUCACAGACCGUGUUCUCGAGAAAUUCCAAGAGUCUUCCUUCUCCCCCCUGACUGAUUUGAAUGUUUGUCAUGGAUCAUGAAUAUGACAUUAUGUCAAAUAGCACCUGGCUGGUUCUUGUUGAGGGUUGAGGGAAAUCAUGUCUCUCUCUUUUUAGGCAUUUCCCCUCUUUGCUUCAAUUUGUUUGCCCUGUAUGACGAGGUCAGGAAAACCUGGUUCCCUCCUAAUCACACCUUCAAUGAAAGCACCCGCUUAAAGCUCCACUAUCGCAUGAGGUAAGCAUUAGGAUAUGUUACUCCUCAAUUCUGUCACAAAUAUUGAAGGAACAAAACAGAGGGAACCAUUUUAGGAUGCAGCAGCUAUUUGGUCUGCAAAUUCAACAAACUUGUUGAGUUAAAUUUUUUUUAUUUCAUACAAAACCUUCAUACCGACAGUGAAAUACCUUAAAGAUAACCCUCAUCUCUUUAUCCAGGUUCUACUUCACCAACUGGCAUGGUGCGAAUGAAAGUGUGCCACGUGUUUGCAGACACGCCCUCGAGAGAAAGAACAGAAAUGGGCCGAAGACCGAACCAGGGGGUAGUCCGCUCCUCGACGCUGCCUCACUGAAGUAUCUGUUUGCCCAGGUAUCCUUCCGCACUCAAAUAUAUUGUCACACAAUUUAGAACAGUUACAGUUGAAGUCGGAAGUUUACAUACACUUAGGUUGGAGUCAUUAAAACUCGUUUUUCAACCACUCCACAAAUGUCUUGUUAACAAACUAUAGUUUUGGCAAGUCGGUUAGGACAUCUACUUUGUGCAUGACACAAGUCAUUUUUCCAACAAUUGUUUACAGACAGAUUAUUUCACUUAUAAUUCACUGUAUCACAAUUCCAGUGGGUCAGAAGUUUACAUACACUAAGUUGACUGUGCCUUUAAACAGCUUGGAAAAUUCCAGAAAAUGAUAUCAUGGCGUUAGAAGCUUCUGAUAGGCUAAUUGACAUCAUUUGAGUCAAUUGGAGGUGUACCUGUGGAUGUAUUUCAAGGCCUACCUUCAAACUCAGUGCCUCUUUGCUUGACAUCAUGGGAAAAUCAAAAGAAAUCAGCCAAGACCUCAGAAAAGAAAUUGUAGACCUCCACAAGUCUGGUUCAUCCUUGGGAGACAUUUCCAAACGCCUGAAGGUACCACGUUCAUCUGUACAAACAAUAGUACGCAAGUAUAAACACCAUGGGCCCACACAGCCGUCAUACCGCUCAGGAAGGAGACGCAUUCUGUCUCCUAGAGAUGAACGUACUUUGGUGCGAAAAGUGUAAAUCAAUCCCAGAACAACAGCAAAGGACCUUGUGAAGAUGCUGAAGGAAACGGGUACAAAAGUAUCUAUAUCCACAUUAAAACAAGUCUUAAUAAUAUGCCAUUUAGCAGAUGCUUUUAUCCAAAGCGACUUACAGUAAUGUGUGCAUACAUUUUUACGUAUGGGUGGUCCCGGGGAUCGAACCCACUACCCUGGCGUUACAAGCGCCGUGCUCUACCAAUUGAGCUACAGAGGACUACAGGUCUUAUAUCGACAUAACCUUAAAGGCCGCUCAGCAAGGAAGAAGCAAUUGCUCCAAAACCGCCAUAAAAAAGCCAGACUACGGUUUGCAACUGCACAUGGGGACAAAGAUCGUACUUUUUGGAGAAAUGUCCUCUGGUCUGAUGAAACAAAAAUAGAAUUGUUUGGCCAUAAUGACCAUCAUUAUGUUUGGAGGAAAAAGGGGGUGCUUGCAAGCCGAAGAACACCAUCCCAACCGUGAAGCACGGGGGUGGCAGUAUCAUGCUGUAGGGGUGCUUUGCUGCAGGAGGGACUGGUGCACUUCACAAAAUAGAUGGCAUCAUGAGGAAGGAAAAUGAUGUGGAUAUAUUGAAGCAACAUCUCAAGACAUCAGUCAGGAAGUUAAAGCUUGGUCGCGAAUGGGUCUUCCAAAUGGACAAUGACCCCAAGCAUACUUCCAGAGUUGUGGCAAAAUGGCUUAAGGACAACAAAGUCAAGGUAUUGGAGUGGCCAUCACAAAGCCCUGACCUCAAUCCUAUAGAAAAUGUGUGGGCAGAAUUGAAAGAGCAAGGAGGCCUACAAACCUGACUCAGUUACACCAGCUUUGUCAGGAGGAAUGGGCCAAAUUUCACCCAACUUAUUGUGGGAAGCUUGUGGAAGGCUACCCGAAACGUUUGACCCAAGUUAAACAAUUUAAAGGCAAUGAUACCAAAUACUAAUUGACUGUAUGUAAACUUCUGACCCACUGGGAAUGUGAUGAAAGAAAUAAAAGCUGAAAGAAAUAAUUAUCUCUACUAUUAUUCUUACAUUUCACAUUCUUAAAAUAAAGUGGUGAUCCUAACUGACCUAAGACAGGGAAUUUUUACUAGGAUUAAAUGUCAAGAAUUGUGAAAAACUGAGUUUAAAUGUAUUUGGCUAAGGUGUAUGUAAACUUCCGACUUCAACUGUACAGUCGUGGUCAAAAGUAUUGGUCUUCACAAAGUUUGCUGCUUCAGUGUUUUUAAAUAUUUUUGUCAGAUAUUACUAUGGUAUACUGAAGUAUAAUUACAAGCAUUCCAUAAGUGUCAAAGGCUUUUAUUUACAAUUACAUUAAGUUUAUGCAAAGAGUCAAUAUUUUGCAGUGUUGACCCUUCUUUUUCAAGACCUCUGCAAUCCACCUGGCAUGCUGUCAAUUAACUUCUCGGCCACAUCCUGACUGAUGGCAGCCCAUUCUUGCAUAAACAAUGCUUGGAGUUUGUCAGAAUUUAUGGGUUUUUGUUUGUCGACCCGCCUCUUGAGGAUUGACCACAAAUUCUCAAUGGAAUUAAGGUCUGGGGAGUUUCCUGGCCAUGGACACACAAUUUCGAUGUUUUGUUCCCCGAGCUACUUAGUUAUCACUUUUGCCUUAUGGCAAGGUGCUCCAUCAUGCUGGAAAAGGCAUUGUUCAUCACCAAACUGUUCUUGGAUGGUUGGGAGAAGUUGCUCUCGGAGGAUGUGUUGGUACCAUUCUUUAUUCAUGGCUGUGUUCUUAGGCAAAAUUGUGAGUGAGCCCACUCCCUUGGCUGAGAAGCAACCCCACACAUGAAUGGUCUCAGGAUGCUUUACUGUUGCCAUGACACAGGACUGAUGGUAGCGCUCAUCUUGUCUUCUCCGGACAAGCUUUUUUCCAGAUGCCCCAAACAAUCGGAAAGGGGAUUCAUCAGAGAAAAUGACUUUACCCCAGUCCUCAGCAGUCCAAUCCCUGUACCUUUUGCAGAAUAUCAGUCUGUCCCUGAUGUUUUUCCUGGAGAAAAGUGGCUUCCUCGCUGCCCUUCUUGACACCAGGCCAUCCUCCAAAAGUAUUCGCCUCACUGUGCAUGCAGAUGCACUCACACCUGCCUGCUGCCAUUCCUGAGCAAGCUCUGCACUGGUGGUGCCCUGAUCCCACAGCUGAAUCAACUUUAGGAGACGAUCCUGGCACUUGCUGGACUUUCUUUGGCGCCCUGAAGCCUUCUUCACAACAAUUGAACCUCUCUCCUUGAAGUUCUUGAUGAUCCGAUAAAUGGUUGAUUUAGGUGCAAUCUUACUAGCAGCAAUAUCCUUGCCUGUGAAGCCCUUUUUGUGCAAAGCAAUGAUGACGGCACGUGUUUCCUUGCAGGUAACCAUGGUUAACAGAGGAAGAACAAUGAUUUCAAGCACCUAAAGCUUCCAGUCUGUUAUUCUAACUCAGUCAGCAUGACAGAGUGAUCUCCAGCCUUGUCCUCGUCAACACUCUCACCUGUGUUAACGAGAGAAUCACUGACAUGAUGUCAGCUGGUCCUUUUGUGGCAGGGCUGAAAUGCAGUGGAAAUGUUUUUUUGGGGAUUAAGUUCAUUUUCGUUGCAAAGAGGGACUUUGCAAUUAAUUGCAAUUCAUCUGAUCACUCUUCAUAACAUUCUGGAGUAUAUGCAAAUUGCCAUCAUAAGGCAGCAGACUUUGUGAAAAUUAAUAUUUGUGUCAUUCUGAAAACUUUUGAUCACGACUGUAUAUACUCAAAUGGAGAGCUCUAGCAUACACAAUCAUAUAUCUUGAAUCAGGUGUUUGUGCGUUUGAUUUUCCCAGGGUCAGCAUGACUUCUUGAAGGGGCAGGCCGCACUGCGUAGCCCUGAGAAUGAAGAGGAGGUCCACUAUAUUGAGAAUGAGUGCCUGGGGAUGGCAGUGUUGUCUAUAGCACACCAUGCCCUGGACAACAACAUCGUCAUCCCCGGUGUAGCUGGUCAGAUCAGGUAACAAUCCCAGAGGCUCAAAAUUAAACCGUUUAUUACUGUCGGUUUACCAUCUUUCUUAAUACCCAUCCAUUUACGCUCAUGCACACACACUCUCUCACACACACACACCCACACCACACACACACACACCACACACACACACACACACACACACCCACACCACACACACACACACACACACACACACACACCCACACCACACCCACACCACACACACACACACACACACACACACACACACACACACACACACACCACACACACACACACACACACACACACACACACACACACACACACACUCCCGACUCACACACGACUCUCCUUCCAUCCCACCCAGCUAUAAGAAAUUUAUCCCAGAUAGCGUGAACCAAAUCAUCAAGCAGCGCAACGUCCUGACACGACUCCGUAUCUCCCGGGUGUUCCAGAACUUCCUCAACGAGUUCAACAACAAGACAGUGCAGAGCAACAACGUCAACACCCACGACAUCAAGGUCAAAUACCUAGCUACGCUGGAAACGCUGACCUGUGGGUUCGGCUGUGAGGUGUGUAGCAAGACGAAUGCUCCGUGUAAUCGUGUUUGCAGUCACACUCUCAGAAAAAAAAGAAUUGCACUGGGCCAAAGACCGAACCAGGUGGUACUCCGAAAAGUCGGUCUAAGGUCUGUGUAAAGAAGUUCCUGAAGCUAACAAAAUGGUGUCCUGUCUCAUUAUCAAUACAAGGAGCACGAGCCUAAAGAGCUCCGUGUGACGGACAGCGAAGGGGAGAUCCAAGGAACACCAACUUCCUGUAACCAGGGUCAGCCCACCCAGUACCAAGUCGUUGUGUCUGGAAAUACAGGGAUCAAGUGGCGGAGGAAGCAACAGAAUGUGACAGUAAGUUUAUUAUUUUGGCUUAUAAUGUGUCAAUUAUGGCACACCUUGUAUCUGUCAUUAUUAUCUGAAUAUCGUCUGAUAUUUUGUUUAUCAAGAGAUAAAAACAUUUAAUGUUCAUCUAUUUCUCAGAAUGCAUGGACUGCCAAAGAGAAUAAAAAAUACCCAAAGUACAAAACCAACAUCAACGGGAAGAACAAACCAGCUCAAGGCGUUUCGAACGACUGGAAAACCUUCUCCGAUUUCCAUGAGAUCACACACAUCAACAUCAAGGGCUCCACAGUGACUGUCCACAAGCAAGACAACACAAAGAUGGUGGAGUUUCGUUGUUUGAAGUUUCAGGGGAAACUUAUUUAGCAAAAAUGUUUAAUAAUAUCUGAAUGAGCAAUCUUGAAUGAGGCUAAGUUCCAUUGCUUUACAUUACGUCUGUGUGUUCUUUUGUACCCAUUUUUUUACAUUGGACAUUCACCUUCAUUGUCGUUUGUUGUCACACCAUUUCCACCAUAGGAACUGAGCCUGGGUUUCCACGCAGAGGCGUUGUCUUUUGCCACCCUCAUUGAUGGAUACUUCCGUCUGACUGUGGACGCACAUCACUUCCUGUGUACAGAUGUGGCCCCCCCCUCUGUGGUGCGGAACCUGCAGGAAGGCUGUCAUGGUCCAAUCAGGUGAGUUUAAGUAUCCCCAAUCAGUUGUCAUUGGAUAGAGAACAUGUAAAUAUUAGUACAAUACAAAAAAUGUAGUAAUACAGUCAAUUUGUUUCGAUUAUACAGAUAUUUGUGUCAAUGAUACAAUAAUACUUCAAUACUAGUGUAGAACUGAGUUGAUCCACCCCUUUUGGCCCCUCCCCUUCCAGCAUGGACUACACCUCCCACAAGCUGCGUCAGGAGGGCGAGGUGGAGGGAACGUACGUGCUGCGCUGGAGCUGCAUCGACUAUGACCACAUCCUCCUGACUGUCACAUGCAACGAGGUACAGUACCACAACCACCACCUGCCUCACCCACAGUCAUGUAGACAUGUAUACAGACACUCUCCUUUUAAGACAGUCGUACAUUUGAAAAAUGUUUGUGAGGAUUUAUCUCUUUUGAAAACAUGGCCGGGCUAUCUUGUUAGCGACCCUAUCUUGUUUGUCACCAUUAUUUGUCUGAACUGAAUUGUGACAAUUUGUGGCUGUAUAAAGGCUGUGUGAAUAAAUUGACUGAUUUAUUGCACUCUAACCUCUUUCUCCUACUCUUGGCUCUCCUGUUGUAGGUGGACCUGACCGAUAGACAUCCGUACCGUAGCUUUAAGAUCAAGGUAGGGCCGGAGGGCUACAGCCUGAACGGUACGGACCUGAGGCAGCCCUCCCUCAGGGAGCUGAUUGAACAGCUGAGGGGCCAGACUCUCAGGACAGACAGAAUCACCUUCCAGCUCCGCAAGGCCUGCCCUCCCCAGCCCAGAGGUACGGUAUGAUACCCUUCCCCAAAACUAUCACCACGGCAACUAAUUCCUUACCAUACAGGCAUUGGCACCUUAUACACCAGGGGGCCUCAUUUAUAAACGUUGCGUACACACACAAUUUGCCCCGAAACAUGCAUGCGCCAGUUUUCACGCAAAAGUUGGCUUUUAUAAAAACUGAACUUGUAGCCUAGUAGCCUUGUAGCCUUGUAGCCUUGUAGCCUAGUAGCCUUGUAGCCUAGUAGCCUAGUAGCCUUGUAGCCUAGUAUCCUAGUAGCCUUGUAGCCUAGUCGCCUAGUAGCCUUGUAGCCUAGUAGCCUAGUAGCCUUGUAGCCUAGUAUCCUUGUAGCCUAGUAGCCUUGUAGCCUAGUAGCCUUGUCGACUAGUAGCCUAGUAGCCUAGUAGCCUUGUAGCCUUGUAGCCUUGUAGCCUUGUAGCCUAGUAGCCUUGUAGCCUAGUAUCCUUGUAGCCUAGUAGCCUUGUAGCCUAGUAGCCUUGUCGACUAGUAGCCUAGUAGCCUAGUAGCCUUGUAGCCUAGUAGCCUUGUAGCCUAGUAUCCUUGUAGCCUAGUAUUCUUGUAGCCUAGUAGCCUUGUAGCCUAGUAUCCUUGUAGCCUAGUAGCCUUGUAGCCUUGUAGCCUAGGAGCCUAGUAGCCUUGUAGCCUUGUAGCCUUGUAGUCUAGUAGCCUUGUAGCCUAGUAGCCUUGUAGCCUAGGAGCCUAGUAGCCUUGUAGCCUAGUAGCCUUGUAGCCUAGUAUCCUUGUAGCCUAGUAGCCUUGUAGCCUUGUAGCCUAGGAGCCUAGUAGCCUAGUAGCCUUGUAGCCUAGUAGCCUUGUAGCCUAGUAUCCUUGUAGCCUAGUAGCCUUGUAGCCUUGUAGCCUAGGAGCCUAGUAGCCUAGUAGCCUUGUAGCCUAGGAGCCUAGUAGCCUUGUAGCCUAGUAGCCUAGUAGCCUUGUAGCCUAGUAGCCUUGUAUACUUGUAGCCUAGUAGCCUUGUAGCCUAAUGGAGAAUAUAAUGAAACUCUUUUCAUAAAAAAACAGGUAGCUAAAUAUAAUAACAUGAUGCAACCAUUUGCUGUUAGUGACAAGAGCAAAAAUCAAUUUAGGCCUAUUUUAUCUUUGCACGCUAAAAUAAUUUGAAAAUAGGCAUAUAUUUCCUAUUAUUUAUUUCAUUUCCAUGAUCAUUACAGAAUAAAUUCCUCACCUUUUCUGAUUGUGAUGGUUUCAUAGGCUACUCGCGAAAUAGCCUCCAGGCUUACAACAAGCUAGGAUCUGAUCCGAAGCGCAGUUUAACGGUAGAACAGACGUUUGUAGGCUACGUUUGAAUACUGUAAUGUUAAUAUUUAAUUUAUAAACAUAAUACAUAAUACACUACACUGAGUGUACAACAAAUUAAGAACACCUGCUCUUUCCAUGACGUAGACUGACCAGGUGAAUCCAGGUGAAAGCUAUGAUACCUUACUGAUGUCACCUUACUUCAGUCAGUGUAGAUGAAGGGGAGGAGACGGGUUAAAGAAGGAUUUUUAAACCUUGAGACAAUUGAGACAUGGAUUGUGUAUGUGUGCCAUUCAGAGGGUGAAUGGGCAAGACAAGAGAUUUAAGUGCCUUUGAACAGGGUAUGGUAGAAGGUGCCAGGUGCACCAAUUUGAGGGUGUCAAGAACUGCAACGCUGCUGGGGUUUUCCACGCUCAACAGUUUGUAUCAAGAAUGGUCCACCACCCAAAGGACAUCCAGCCAACUUGACACAAUUGUGGAAAGCAUUGGAGUUCAAAUGGACCAGCAUCCCUGUGGAAUGCUUUCAACACCUUAUAGUCCAUGCCCCGAUGAAUUGAGAAUGUUCUGAGGGCAAAACGUGUGCAACUCAAUAUUAGGAAGGUGUUCCUAAUGUUUUGUGCACUCUGUGUAUAUCAUAACCAUUGCAGAAUAAAUUCCUCACGAAUUCCUAUGAUGAGUUCAUAUUCCCGAAGUAAUCAUACAACAAAUUGCCAUGCGCAUCUCUCAUUUAAUUGGGCCAAGACUAUUAUAAUUUCACGUUUUUGCUCUAUGCGUCCGACAGGGAGUGUAGUUUAUAACAUACAGUAGAAUUUAACAGGUGAACAGACAGUUGAUCUUUUGCAUUGAAGUGUGUAGGCUACCACUGUAAGUAGGCCUACUGUAGUUUUCAUCAGAGUAGAUAAUGUUUCAGAAUUCACGGGCAGUGCAGCAUAUUUAGAUUCCGGAAAAAGUGAAUGCAAAAAACAUUAUUGCGUUCAAACGAUCAGUUUACAGGUCCACAACAAUUUGCAAUUGUUUUUGUCUUUCAGAAACGGUCAGAUACAGCAAAUGAAUUUCAACCACAAAGACCAGGGAGGUUUUCAAUGCCUCGCAAAGAAGGGCACCGAUUGGUAGAUAUGUAAAAAUAGAAAAGCAUGGUGAAGUUAUUAAUUAGGCUUUGGAUGGUGUAUCAAUACACCCAGUCACUACAAAGAUACAGGCGUCCUUCCUAACUCAGUUGCCGAAGAGGAAGGAAGCUGCUCAGGGAUUUCACCAUGAGGCCAAUGGUGAUUUUGAAACCGUUAUAGAGUUUAAUGGUUGUGGUAUGAGUACUGAGGCUAGAUCAACAACAUUGUAGUUACGCCACAAUACUACCCAAAAUGACAGAGUAAAAGAAGGAAGCCUGUACAGAAUACAAAUAUUUGAAAACAUGCAUCCUGUUUGCAACAAGGCACUUAAUUAAUACUGAAAAACAUGUGGGAAAGAAAUUAACUUUUUGUCCUGAAUACAAAGCGUUAUGUUUGGGGCAAAUCCAACACAACACAUCACUGAGUACCGCUCUUCAUAUUUUAAAACUUGUUGUUGGCUGCAUCAUGUUAUGGGUAUGUCAAAUCAAAUCAAAUCACAUUGUAUUUGUCACAUGUGCCGAAUACAACAGGUGUAGUCCUUACAGUGAAAUGCUUACUUACAAGCCCUUAACCAACAAUGCAAUUUUAAGAAAGAAUAAAAAAAAAAAAAAAAUGAAAUAACCAAAUAAUAAGAAAUAAAAGUAACAAAUAAUUAAAUAGCAGCAGUAAAAUAACAGUAGCGAGGCUAUAUACAGGGGGUACUGUUACUGAGUCAAUGUGCGGGGGCACAGGUUAGUCGAGGUAAUUGAGGUAAUAUAUACAUGUCGGUAGAGUUAUUAAAGUGACUAUGCAUAGAUAAUAAACAGAGAGUAGCAGCAGCGUAAAAGAGGGGGGGCAAUGCAAAUAGUCUGGGUAGCCAUUUGAUUAGCUGUUCAGGGGUCUUAUGGCUUGGGGUUAGAAGCUGUUUAGAAGCCUCUUGGACCUAGACUUGGCGCUCUGGUACCUCUUGCCGUGCGGUAGCAGAGAGAACAGUGUAUGACUAGGGUGGCUGGAGUCUUUGACAAUUUUUAGGGCCUUCCUCUGACACCGCCUGGUAUAGAGGUCCUGGAUGGCAGGAAGCUUGGCCCCAGUGAUGUACUGGGCCGUACGCACUACCCUCUGUAGUGCCUUGCGGUCGGAGGCCGAGCAGUUUCCAUACAAUGCAGUGAUGCAACCAGUCAGGAUGCUCUCGAUGGUGCAGCUGUAGAACCUUUUGAGGAUCUGAGGACCCAUGCCAAAUCUUUUCAGUCUCCUUAGGGGGAAUAGGUUUUGUCGUGCCCUCUUCGCGACUGUCUUGGUGUGCUUGGACCAUGUUAGUUUGUUGGUGAUGUGGACACCAAGGAACUUGAAGCUCUCAACCUGCUCCACUACAGCCCUGUCGAUGAGAAUGGGGGCGUGUUCGGUCCUCUUCUUUUUCCCGUAGUCCACAAUCAUCUCCUUUGUCUUGAUCACGUUGAGGGAGAGGUUGUUGUCCUGGCACCACACGGCCAGGUCUCUGACCUCCUCCCUAUAGGCUGUCUUGUCGUUGUCGGUGAACAGGCCUACCACUGUUGUGUCAUCGGCAAACUUUAUGAUGGUGUUGGAGUCGUGCCUGGCCAUGCAGUCAUGAGUGAACAGGGAGUACAGGAGGGGACUGAGCACGAACCCCUGAGGGGCCCCUGUGUUGAGGAUCAGCGUGGUGGAUGUGUUGUUACCUAACCUUACCACCUGGGGGUGGCCCGUCAGGAAGUCCAGGAUACAGUUGCAGAGGGAGGUGUUUAGUCCCAGGGUCCUUAGCUUAGUGAUGAGCUUUGAGGGCACUAUGGUGUUGAACGCUGAGCUGUAGUCAAUGAAUAGCAUUCUCACAUAGGUGUUCCUUUUGUCCAGAUGUGAAAGGGCAGUAUGGAGCGCAAUAGAGAUUGCAUCAUCUGUGGAUCUGUUGGGGCGGUAUGCAAAUUGGAGUGGGUCUAGGGUUUCUGGGAUAAUGGUGUAGAUGUGAGCCAUGACCAGCCUUUCAAAUAAAUUCAUGGCUACAGACAUGAGUGUUACGGGUCGGUAGUCAUUUAGGCAGGUUACCUUAGUGUUCUUGGGCACAGGAACUAUGGUGGUCUGCUUGAAACAAUAUUACAGACUCCGACAGGGAGAGGUUGAAAAUGUCAGUGAAGACACUUGCCAGUUGGUCAGCGCAUGCUCGGAGUACACGUCCUGGUAAUCCGUCUGGCCCUGCGGCCUUGUGAAUGUUGACCUGUUUAAAGGUCUUACUCACAUCGGCUACGGAGAGCGUGAUCACACAGUCAUCCGGAACAGCUGAUGCUCUUAAUACAUGUUUCAGUGUUACUUAACUCGAAGCGAGCAUAGAAGUAAUUUAGCUCGUCUGGUAGGCUCGUGUCACUGGGCAGCUCGUGGCUGUGCUUCCCUUUGUAGUCUGUAAUAGUGUGCAAGCCCUGCCACAUCCGACGAGCGUCGGAGCCAGUGUAGUACGAUUCGAUCUUAGUCCUGUAUUGACGCCUUGCCUGUUUGAUGGUUCGUUGGAGGGCGUAGCUGGAUUUCUUAUAAGCUUCCGGGUUAGAGUCCUGCUCCUUGAAAGCGGCAGCUCUACCCUUUAGCUCAGUGCGGAUGUUGCCUGUAAUCCAUGGCUUCUGGUUGGGGUAUGUACGUACAGUCACUGUGGGGACGACGUCAUCGAUGCACUUAUUGAUGAAGCCAGUGACUGAUGUGGUGUAUUCGUCAAUGGCAAGGACUAGUGAGCUUUUUAGGAUAAAAAGAAACGGAAUACAGCUAUAAGCACAGGCAACGUCUUAGAGGACAACCUGGUUCAGUCUGCUUUCCACCAGACACUGGGAGACAAAUACACCUUACAGCAGGACAAUAACCUAAACCACAAGGCCAAAUAUACACUGGAGUUCCUUACCAAGACGACAUGGAAUGUACCUGAGUGGCCUAGUUACAGUUUUGACUUAAAACGGCUUGAAAAUCUAUGGCAAGACUUGAAAAUGGUUGUCUAGCAAUGAUCAACAAUCAACUUGACAGAGCUUGAAGGAUUUUAAAAAGGAUAAUGGGCAAAUAUUGUACAAUCCAGGUGUGAAAAGCUAUUAGAGACUUACCCAAAAAGACUCACAGCUGUAAUCACCACCAAUGCUGCUUAUACAAAGUAUUGACUUAGGGGUGUGAAUACUUGUGUAAAUGAGAUAUUUCUGUAUUUCAUUUUCAAUAAAGUUGCAAAAAUGUCUAAAAACAUGUUUUCACUUAUCAUUAUGGGGUAUUGUGUGUAGAUGGGUAAGAAAAAAAUAUAUUUAUUGCCAUUUUGAAUUCAGGCUGUAACACAACAAAAUGUGGAAUAAGUCAAGGGGUAUGAAUACUUUCUGAAGGCACUGUAUGACGAGUGGCAAGUUUAUAAAACUUAAUAUUUUUCAGAAGUGGUGCGCGCAGAUAUUUAGUGUUAAAUUUACACAACGGUUAUAAAUGAGGCCCCUGACCUGGACGAGUUCUUGUGUUGUGUUAUACCUAUAUCAAACAGGAAAUGUUGCUCAGUAACAGUGGUUUUCUCUGUCCCUCUAAAGUGAGAAGAGGUGACGUGUUUGGUGUGCGUGUUUUGUUUCCUAUUUCAGUUUCCUAUUUCAGUUUCCUAUUUCAGCUUUCAGGUUUUUCAUUAUUAUUUUAUAUAUUUUUUAGAAAUCUCUAACCUUCUGCUUGUGACAAAGAGAGAGGCGGAGCCGACACACCCCAUACAGAGUCAACUCAUCUUCCACAGGAUCCUCAAAGAGGACAUAUUGCAGGUGUGUGUGUGUGUGUGUGUGUGUGUGUGUGUGUGUGUGUGUGUGUGUGUGUGUGUGUGUGUGUGUGCGUGCGUGCGUGCUUAUAUGCGUGUGUAUGUAUGUAUGUGCACGUGUGUUUGCAUGCUAGGCUUCACUAUGUGUGUGUACGGUAUGUUCGUGUGUACGGUAUGUUCGUGUGUACGGUAUGUUCGUGUGUACGGUAUGUUCGUGUGUACGGUAUGUUCGUGUGCGCAGGAUGCCCUACACUGGCAAUACUGCCUUUUCAUUCAUUUGUUCGACAUCUACAGAUAUGCUUUUCUGUCCAUAACCAAGUCUGUGUCUAUCUAGGAGGAGCACUUGGGCUGUGGCACCAGAACUAACAUCUAUGCUGGGAAAUUGAAGAUAAAGAGUGAGGAAGAGACGGAUGUGUGGGGUUCCCAAACCCACCACCAGGUCAAAGUGGUCCUGAAAGUGCUAGGGUCCCAACACAGGGACAUCUCUAUGGUGAGAACACACACGAGCACACCCACACACGUUCUGUAUAAAUAUAAGGGGCUUUAUUAAUACGUUUGAUUGACAUACACACAGUGGUGUAAAGUACUUAAGUAGUUUUUUGGGGUAUUUGUACUUUACUAUUUCCAGUUGAAGUCGGAAGUUUACAUACACUUAGGUUGGAGUCAUUAAAACUCGUUUUUCAACCACUCCACAACUUCUUGUUCACAAACUGUAGUUUUGGCAAGUCGGUUAGGACAUGUACUUUGUUCAUGACACAAGUAAUUUUUCCAACAAUUGUUUACAGACAGAUUAUUUCACUUAUAAUUCACUGUAUCACAAUUCCAGUGGGUCAGAAGUUUACAUACACUAAGUUGACUGUGCCUUUAAACAGCUUGGAAAAUUCCAGAAAAUGAUGUCAUGGCUUUAGAACAGGGGUGUCCAACUCAUUUUAGCUCAGGGGCCACAUGGAGGAAAAUCUAUUCCCAAGUGGGCCGGACCGGAAAAAUCAUGGUAUAUAUAACUUAAAAACAACAACUUCAGAUUGUUUUCUUUGUUUUAAUACGAUCAACAUACAACAUAAAGCUGGAGCCUGAGGACAGUGUGUCCAAAAUAGUACAAGCACAACAUCACUAUUAAUCAUAAAACACGUCAAGUUUAUUUGAAAAUUCUAAAGAAAAAGAACACACAAACACACAAUGCCUCAGUGAUUAACAGAACUGUUUCACAGAUCACAGAACUAUAUCAGGGUGUCAUUUCUCAGGCAGAAAUGUAGAUAAAAAUAAUGAAAUCCUGUUCCCCAAACAAGUGCAAGAACCACAGAGUCAAGAAUAGGUUAAAUAUACAAAUAAAAUAAAAUCAAUUAAAAACAAUAGCACAUCAACAUAAAAACAUAUAAACAUAAAGCUGGAGCCUGAGGACAGUGUCCAAAAGCACAACAUCACUAUUAAUCAUAAAACACCUCAAGUUAUUUGAAAGUUCUGAGGACAAAGAACACACAAACACACAAUGCCUCAGUGAUUCACAGAAGUAUAUCACAGAUCACAGAACUAUAUCAGGGUGUCAUUUCUCAGGCAGAAAUGUAGAUAAAAAUAAUGAAAUCCUGUUCCCCAAACAAGUGCAAGAACCACAGAGUCAAGAAUAGGUUAAAUAUACAAAUAAAAUAAAAUCAAUUAAAAACAAUAGCACAUCAACAUAAAAACAUAUAAACAUAAAGCUGGAGCCUGAGGACAGUGUCCAAAAGCACAACAUCACUAUUAAUCAUAAAACACCUAAAGUUAUUUGAAAGUUCUGAGGACAAAGAACACACAAACACACAAUGCCUCAGUGAUUCACAGAAGUAUAUCACAGAUCACAGAACUAUAUCAGGGUGUCAUUUCUCAGGCAGAAAUGUAGAUAAAAAUAAUGAAAUCCUGUUCCCCAAACAAGUGCAAGAACCACAGAGUCAAGAAUAGGUUAAAUAUACAAAUAAAAUAAAAUCAAUUAAAAACAAUAGCACAUCAACAUAAAAACAUAUAAACAUAAAUCUGAAAGCGUUGCUCAAACUCCCGUAACAGUCCCGUUAUUUUAUCUUUGAACCGCUUCAUGUCUGCCACAUGUUGGGUCGCGCACACAUUUUUCAGACAGGGGAAGUGAGCUGCAUCACCACCGGCAAGUUGCGUCUCCCACAAUGACAGCUUCAACUUGAAAGAACGUAUGCUGUCAUAAUACUGCGUGACAACUUUGUUGCGCCCUUGCAGCUGUUUGUUCAAGUUAUUCAGGUGCUCAGUAACAUCCACCAUAAAUGCAAGGUCCGGCAUCCAUUCUGCGUAAUGAAAUUCUAACACUGGUUUGCCCUUUUCUUCCAUGAACUGUUCAAUUUCUUCUCGUAAAUCAAAGAAACGCCUCAGCACAGCACCUCGGCUUAACCAUCUUACCUCAGUGUGGUAUGGCAGGCCAUAGAUGUGGUCUUUCUCUCUGAGAAGGCUGUCAAACUGACGGUGAUUCAGGCUUCUAAAUCGGAUGAAAUUAACAGUUUGGAUGACCACCUUCAUGACGUUAUCCAUCUUUAAUGACUUGCAACACAAAGCCUCCUGGUGCAAAAUACAGUGAAAAGUCAAAAAAUCACGUCCUCCAUUUGCAGAUUGCACUUUCUCUCUGAACUUUGUCACAACGCCUGCUUUUUUUCCCGAUCAUUGAGGGCGCACCAUCUGUAGCCAGGCUGACAGCGCGGGACCAGUCCACUCCGACCCUGUCCAGUGCGCCGACGAGUGCGGUAAAAAUAUCAGCUGCUGUCGUUGUAUCUGUCAUCGGCACCAACUCCACAAACUCCUCGGUGACGGUCAAUGUGUCAUCAACUCCGCGGAUGAAAAAAUGGCCAGUUGUGCAACAUCUGUAAUGUCCGUGCUUUCAUCAAUUGCAACCGAAAACGCAAUAAAUGACUUUACUUUUUGCUUCAACUGGCUGUCCAAAUCCACUGAAAGAUCGGAAAUCCUGUCUGCAACUGUGUUUCUUGUCAGGCUGAUAUUUGCAAAAGCCUGCCGCUUUUCAGGGCACACAAUCUCCGCUGCCUUCAUCAUGCAUGUUUUUACAAAUUCACCCUCACUAAAUGGUUUUGAAGCCACUGCGAUUUCAUUAGCAAUGAGGUAGCUAGCUUUCACUGCAGCGUCACUGAUGUCUCGGCUGUGAGUAAACACAGACUGCUGUUUCUUCAGACCCGCCAACAGUUCAUUCACCUUCUCUCAUCUCCGCUGUCCUUGAAAGUUGUCAUAUUUGUCGGCAUGAAGACUCACAUAGUGGCGACGAAGGUUAUAUUCUUUCAGCACUGCAACAUGCUCUGAACACACCAAACAUACAGCUUUCCCAUUCAAUUCCGUGAUUAAAUAGGAUGACAAUUUUUCUUGGAACACUCUGCACUCUGCGUCCACUUUUCUCUUUUUUGACAGAGACAUAUUGGGGCAAUGAGGGUGCCAAAGCACAUAAUGUUAAAAGUAGAAGCCGUAAUAAAUAUCGCGGGCAAAACAAAGUAGCUCAUUGGCUGCACGUGCUUGACCUACUUGCUCUGCCCCGGUAUAAACAGUUUGCUUGCUUAACACAAUUGCUAUUGCGCCAUCCAGUGGACGCAAUUGGAACAGCAGUUUAUUUUAUUGAAAAAUUGCAGCGCAUUUUUAUACUUUACAAAAAUAUUAUUAUUAUUAUUAUAUAUAUAUAUUUUUUUUAAUCAUCUCGCGGGCCGGAUUAAACCCGUUUGCGGGCCUGAUCCGGCCCGCGGGCCGUACGUUUGACACCCCUGCUUUAGAAGCUUCUGAUAGGCUAAUUGACAUCAUUUGAGUCAAUUGGAGGUGUACCUGUGGAUGUAUUUCAAGGCCUACCUUCAAACACAGUGCCUCUUUACUUGACAUCAUGGGAAAAUCAAAAGAAAUCAGCCAAGAAUUGUAGACCUCCACAAGUCUGGUUCAUCCUUGGGAGCAAUUUCCAAACGCCUGAAGGUACCACGUUCACCUGUGCAAACAAUAGUAUGCAAGUAUAAACACCAUGGGACCACGCAGCCGUCAUAACGCUCAGGAAGGAGACGUGUUCUGUCUCCUAGAGAUUAACGUACUUUGGUGCGAAAAGUGCAAAUCAAUCCCAGAACAACAGCAAAGGACCUUGUGAAGAUGCUGGAGGAAACCGGUACAAAAGUAUCUAUAUCCACAGUAAAACAAGUCCUAUAUCGACAUAACCUGAAAGGCCGCUCAGCAAGGAAGAAGCCACUGCUCCAAAACCGCCAUAAAAAAGCCAGACUACGGUUUGCAGCUGCACAUGGGGAGAAAGAUUGUACCUUUUGGAGAAAUGUCCUCUGGUCUGAAGAAACAAAAAUAGAACUGUUUGGCCAUAAUGACCAUCGUUAUGUUUGGAGGAAAAAGGGGGUCCCUUGCAAGCCGAAGAACACCAUCCCAAACGUGAAGCACGGGGGUGGCAGCAUUAUGCUGUGGGGGUGCUUUGCUGCAGGAGGGUCUGGUGCACUUCACAAAAUAGAUGGCAUCAUGAGGAAGGAAAAUUAUGUGGAUAUAUUGAAGCAACAUCUCAAGACAUCAGUCAGGAAGUUAAAGCUUGGUCGCAAAUGUGUCUUCCAAAUGGACAAUGACCCCAAGCAUACUUCCAAAGUUGUGGCAAAAUGGCUUAAGGACAACAAAGUCAAGGUAUUGGAGUGGCCAUCACAAAGCCCUGACCUCAAUCCUAUAGAAAAUGUGUGGGCAGAACUGAAUAAGCGUGUGUGAGCAAGGAGGCCUACAAACCUGACUCAGUUACACCAGCUCUGUCAGGAGGAAUGGGCCAAAAUUCACCCAACUUAUUGUGGGAAGCUUGUGGAAGGCUACCCGAAAUGUUUGACCCAAGUUAAACAAUUUAAAGGCAAUGCUACCAAAUACUAAUUGAGUGUAUGUAAACUUCUGACCCACUGGGAAUGUGAUGAAAUAAAUAAAAGCUGAAAUAAAUCAUUCUCUCUACAAUUAUUCUGACAUUUCACAUUCUUAAAAUAAAGUAGGGAUCCUAACUGACCUAAGACAGGGAAUGUUUACUAGGAUUAAAUGUCAGGAAUUGUGAAAAACUGAGUUUAAAUGUAUUUGGCUAAGGUGUAUGUAAACUUCCGACUUCAACUGUAUAUUUUUAACAAAUUUUACUUUCACUACCUUCCUAAAGAAAGAAUCUCUUUUUACUCCCAUACAUUUUCUCUGACACCCAAAAGUACUCGUUACAUUUAGAAUGCUUAGGCAGGACAGCAGUAUGGUCCAAUUCACGCACAUAUCAAUAUAACGCGUUGUCAUCCCUACUGCCUCUGAUCUGGCGGACUCACUAAACACAAAUACUGAGUUUGUAAGUGUCUGAGUGUUGGAGUGUGCCCCUGUCUGUCCGAAAAGAAAAAGAAAAAAAGAAAAUUGUGCCAUCUGGUUGGCUUAAUAUAAGGAAUUUAAUGUAUAGCAUUUACUUUAACUUUUACUCAAGUAGGACAGUUGAGAACUUUUUCCACCACUGUACUUGAGUACAUUUAAAACCAGACACUUUUAGACUUUUACUCAAGUAGUAUUUUACUAGCAACGGUCAUCAAAAUUGUUUAAACAAAAGUUUUAAAAGAUCAUUCAAUCAUCAAUGGAUGAAGAUACUCUAAACAUGUAUCAUUUUUUAAAAAUCCAACAGAUAUUGAUUGAAUUAUAGGACAUAAAACAUUUUACUGGCAUGGACAAAUAAUGAAUGGAGUUCAGGGAAUUUGGUGGGAAUUCAGGUAUUCAAUUUAUUGUAAAAUUUCACUUAAAUUUUCUUGGAAUGCACUCAUAUAUAUAUAUACUCUUUCUAAUGGUAUCAAGUAUUUUGUAAAUAUUUUGUGUUAAGAUAAAGAAAAUGUUAUGUGCAGCAUUUGCAUAAAUACACUGGGUCUAUUUGCAUAUAUGAAUUAUUAACAUAAAGGGGUGGAACAGGGCUGCAACCACCAAAAACGUACUCUGUCUAGGUCUAUCUGUACUCACCCGCGGUGUCUAGACUGCCUCAUGAAUUACUGUUGUUGUCACGUUUUGUUGCAUAAUUCAAAAAGUGUGUCAAUAGCAGGAUAACCUCGUAUUAAAAAUCAACAGGCUUGGCUCUAGAUUACAUUUAAGUAAUAAGGCCCGAGGGGGUGUGGUGUAUAUGGCCAAUAUACCACGGCUAAGGGCUGUUCUUAUGCACAAUGCAACGCGGAGUGUCUGGAUACAGCCCUUAGCCGUGGUAUAUUGGCCAUAUAUCACAAACCCCUGAGAUGCCUUAUUGCUAUUAUAAACUGGUUACCAACACAAUUAGAGCAGUAAAAAUAAAUGUUUUGUCAUACCCAUGGUAUACGGUCUGAUAUACCACGGCUUUCAGCCAAUCAGCAUUCUGGGGUCGAACCACCCUCUUGCCUCUAGCUGAUAUAAGGUGUAAUCAUUAGUCCAACAGUUGCAAACAAAAGUUACUAUUGGACAAAUUCAGGUAUGUUUAUCCCCGUUUUGUUCUGUUUGUUUCCAUUGAAGAAAUGCUUUUCAACAGAAUCGUCGGAAUGAAUACACCCCUGAUCAUGCGUAAACACAGUUUACUUUCAUAGUAGCCACGUUGUAUUCCUUCUCGCAUCUAUGCGCUCUCCUUCAACUUUUCCCUUCGCUUAUGGACUUCAAUGCACAACACAUCAGCUGUAUGUGACCAGGCGAAAAAACCCUUCCAAGCCAAACCAUAUCAUAACCGCUACACACAGCCUACAUCGUUGUCCCUAUAUUAGCUAAAAUAACGUCAUAGUUUAUUUAUAAUUUAUUUUACCUUUAUUUAACUAGGCAAGUCAGUUAAGAAAAAAAUCUUAUUUACAAUGAAGGCCUACACCGGCCAAACCCGGACGACGCUGGGCCAAUUGUGCGCCGCCCUAUGGGACUCCCAAUCAUGGCCGGUUGUGAUACAGCCUGGAAUCGAACCAGUGGGUCUGUAGUGACGCCUCAAGCACUAAGAUGCAGUGCCUUAGACCAAUGCGCCACUCGGGAGCCCAGUCAACAUGGCUAAUAGAACUAACACGUUAGUAAACCCGCCACAAUCACGCAGUAAUGUUACAUUGUAUAGUCAGUAAGCAGUUAGACCGGCGGGCCCCGGUGGCAAUAAAUUUCUAAAACCAAAAGCUUACCUUGACUUGGAAGAGUUCCAGUGUUGUGUUGGAUAGUCAUAGCCAGCUAGCUAACAUAGCAUCCCUCUGUUUGAGCAUGGUGUUUGAGUAGGCUUAACUAGAUACCUGCAUUUGCUAGCUGUGUCUCUCUCGCUUGUCCUGUUCAACUAUUGUCUUUCUCUCUUUGUGAGUCAGCUACUCACCACAUUUUAUGCACUGCAGUGCUAGCUAGCUGUAGCUUAUGCUUUCAGUACUAGAUUCAUUCUCUGAUCCUUUGAUUGGGUGGACAACAUGUCAGUUCAUGCUGCAAGAGCUCUGAUAGGAUGGAGGACGUCGUCCAGAAGUUGUCAUAAUUACUGUAUUGAAGUCAAUGUACCCAGAGGAGGACGGAAGAUAGCUGUCCUCCAGCUACACCAUGGUGCUAUUAUUUGGUGACGUGAUUAUAUUUAGUAUUGUUUUAUCUAAAAAGGAUAACUUUUUUAAUGUUUAAAAAUAUAUAUUUUUAUGAAAUUCACUGAGCAAGAGUAUGAAAGAGUAAAAUGAAAGAAAUCAAUCCAGCGAGGGCCCACCCCUCAACCACAGGAAAUAGAUGGCUGAAAAAGAUAGAGGGCGGGCCAUGCGCAUUGCUAAUUUUACUGGGUGACUUUCACUUUUACUUGAGUGAUUUUCUAUUAAGGUAUCUUUUACUUACUCAAGUAUGACAAUUUAGUACUUUUUCAACCACUGCACACACACACAAUUCCUCCCUCCAUUACCCCUGUCUGACCUUGUGAUUGCUUUCUUUGACCUUUUGACUCUGAUGUUUAACACUGACCUCUUUCCGUUAGGCUUUCUUUGAGACGGUCAGUAUGAUGCGUCAGGUGUCCCACCAACACAUUGCUCUGCUGCAUGGCGUCUGUGUUCGCAACCAGGACAGUAAGUCAACGUCCACCCUUCCUCUUAUCUUCGUUCUUAAACUGAGACUCAGCGACAUGCCACAAGCCGCAGGACGAACCUAAGUUAUUGUAGAUGAUUGUGAUGUAAGACUAUGUACUCCCACAGAGUAUCUGCUAGAACGUGAUAACUGCAACAUAACAACUAGGGAGAAGUUUAGCCUCGCGCUCUUGGAUGUUGAGGAAGUUGUCCCGAUACUGCUGUUUGCUUUGUGCUUCGCUGAAGUCCUAGACGUAACGACAUAGUGUCUGCAUUUGCAAUAUGGCCGUAUGUUGUGGAAAAUACUUAAUAUCUCUGACAUAAAAAAAUAAAAAAAAUAAUGCAAUUUGCUAGUACUUUUUCAUCUGAAAAUGGGCUAGACUUUUUUUGGGACCUCUAACUGUGUGUGGUCCCUGUUCAGAUAUCAUUGUGGAGGAGCAUGUGAAGCUGGGUCCUCUGGAUGUAUUCAUGCAGGGGCGUCGUCUUCAACUCAGCACCUCCUGGAAGUUCCAGGUGGCCAAACAACUGACCAGAGCCCUCAGCUACCUGGUGAGAAAGGAAGAGGCGCGAGACACAAUCAAUGAUUCACACUAUAGGGCCAAGCCUAGCUGUACUGGGAUGGCCUGGUUACGCAUCCACCAUAGUUAAUGGAACUGUGCUGGAAAGGACAAUGUGCAAGGAAAAUAUCAGAGACAGUCCUGUAUGGUUCAGGUUGGCCCUACAGUAUAAAACAGGCAUAAACAUUUGCCAUGGUAAUAACAUUACAUUCUGUAUUCUUACCAGAAUGAAAGCGUCUUUGGAACUUGGUGCCAACCUGGAGGACACAAGUAGUUUGUUCAAACUUGUACAGAUGCAGUCAAAUAUAUUGGCACCCUUGCACUUUACAAUGGAGUGCAAUGGAGAAUAAUGUUCCGUUUUUUUCUUUUCAAAACUGGUUGAAUGGCUAUUUUUACCACGUAGGCACCUGCAAUUUACCACAGGCAAAAUAAGUUAUACAUUAAACAAGAAUCAUUGCUUCCAAAAAUUAAUUCGAAUUUGGAAUAAUUUAGUCCAGGCCAUUUUUUACGUUGAAGUGAAAGAUCUUAAUUUAAGUUAGAAUUAGUUUUCCUUCUUGGUCCUGUGCAGUUGUCAAUCAAACAUGUGUAAACAAAACAAAAAAUAAAUCUCAACUUAUUUUAAAAGAAAUCAUGCAAGGGUGGCUAUAUAUUUGACCGUAUCUGUAUACGUCAGUGGAGGCUACUGAGGGGAGGACGGCUUAUAAUAAUAGCUGGAACGGAGUGAAUGGAAUUGCAUCAAACACAUGGAAACCAUGGAAACCAUGUGUUUGAUGUAUUUGGUACUAUUCCACUUAUUCCGCCGCUCCAGCCAUUAUCACAAGCCCAUCCUCCCCAAUUAAUGUGCCACAAAACUCCUGUGUUAUAGGUCUAUAUGACUGUGGACAUGACCCUUCCCUGUGUUUCUCUCUCAGGAGGAUAAGAAGCUGGUCCAUGGUUAUGUGUCUGCUAAGAACAUCCUAGUGGAGCGGGAUGGCCUGGAGGGAGAGGCUGGGCCCUUCAUCAAACUCAGUGGCCCUGGGGUCCCCAUCUCCGCACUCAACAGACAAGGUGUGUCUGUGUGUGUGUGUGUGUGUGUGUGUGUGUGUGUGUGUGUGUGUGUGUGUGUGUGUGUGUGUCUAUCUGUUUUUUUUCUCUAGCUGAUGAGGCUGUGUUGUAUUACAGAGUGUGUGGAGAGGAUCCCGUGGAUCGCCCCAGAGUGUGUGGAGAGGAUCCCGUGGAUCGCCCCAGAGUGUGUGGAGAGGAUCCCGUGGAUCGCCCCAGAGUGUGUGGAGAACAGCCAGGCCCUGAGUGUUGCGGUGGAUAAGUGGGGUUUCGGCACCACGCUGUGGGAGAUCUGUUACGAGGGAGAGGCUCCUCUCAAAGACAGGACACUCAUAGAGGUACACCCAUACUUCCCCUCACAACACAAGAGACCUACUAACAUACAGUGAACAACACAAUCUCUUUAUUUUUUUUAUAUUUUUUUUAUUUCACCUUUAUUUAACCAGGUAAGCCAGUUGAGAACAAGUUCUCAUUUACAACUGCGACCUGGCCAAGAUAAAGCAAAGCAGUGCGAUAAAAACAACAACACAGAGUUACAUAUGGGGUAAACAAAACAUAAAGUCAAAAAUACAACAGAAAAUAUAUAUACAGUGUGUGCGAAUGUAGUAAGUUAUGGAGGUAAGGCAAUAAAUAAAUAGGCCAUAGUGCAAAAAUAGUGACAAUUUUGUAAUUAAUAGAUGUGCAAAAGAUUAUGUGCAAAUAGAGAUACUGGGGUGCAAAUUAGCUAAAUAAAUAACAAUAGUAGUUGGAUGGGCUAAUAACAGAUGGGCUGUGUACAGGUACAGUGAUCGGUAAGCUGCUCUGACAACUGACGCUUAAAGUUAGUGAGGGAGAUAAAGAGUCUCCAGCUUCAGAGAUUUUUGCAGUUCGUUCCAGUCAUUGGCAGCAGAGAACUGGAAGGAAUGGUGGCCAAAGGAGGUGUUGGCUUUGGGGAUGACCAGUGAGUUAUACCUGCUGGAGCGCAUACUACGGGUGGGUGUUGCUAUGGUGACCAGUGAGCUAAGAUAAGACAGGGAUUUGCCUAGCAGUGAUUUAUAGAUGACCUGGAGCCAGUUUGUUUGGCGACGAAUAUGUAGUGAGGGCCAGCCAACAAGAGCGUACAGGUCACAGUGGUGGGUAGUGUAUGGGGCUUUGGAGACAAAACGGAUGGCACUGUGAUAGACUACAUCCAAUUUGCUGAGUAGAGUGUUGGAGGCUAUUUUGUAAAUGACAUCGCCAAAGUCAAGGAUCGGUAGGAUAGUCAGUUUUACGAGGGCAUGUUUGGCAGCAUGAGUGAAGGAGGCAUUGUUGCGAAAUAGGAAGCCGAUUCUAGAUCUAACUUUUGAUUGGAGAUGCUUAAUGUGAGUCUGGAAGGAGAGUUUACAGUCUAACCACCCCUAGACUCAAGCAUACAAAACAUUUAUAUAUCCUUUAUUUACCCAGGUGAGAUAUGUCUUUCAGAGGGGAGGUCUUGAGUUAUUUAAUUGAAUACAGCUGUUGUUGUCUAGUUUAUUGACACUGUGAAAAUUCAUACCAUACCACUUAGAUGCAAGGUAUUGGAAUCAAUAUUAGAGCAGAGCCCAAGUCUUGGUCCUUGAUCUGACUCCUCUCUUUCUCUCUGUGAGCAGAAGGAGAUGUUCUACUCGGCCCAGUGUUCCCUGGUGACCCCAGACUUCCCUCAGCUGGGUGAGCUCAUCACCAAAUGCAUGACCUACGACCCCAAGAGGAGGCCCUUCUUCAGGGCCAUCGUCAGGGAUGUCACCGGGUUGGCUGAGCAGAGUAAGAGGACAAAGAGUACUCACCUUCCCUCUGUUUCUGUCUCUGUCACCUUCCCUCUGUUACUCUCUGUCACCUUCCCUCUGUUUCUGUCUCUGUCACCUUCCCUCUGUUUCUCUCUGUCACCUUCCCUCUGUUUCUCUCUGUCACCUUCCCUCUGUCUCUGUCACCUUCCCUCUGUUUCUCUCUGUCACCUUCCCUCUGUUUCUCUCUGUCACCUUCCCUCUGUUUCUCUCUGUCACCUUCCCUCUGUUUCUGUCUCUGUCACCUUCCCUCUGUUACUCUCUGUCACCUUCCCUCUGUUUCUGUCUCUGACACCUUCCCUCUGUUACUCUCUGUCACCUUCCCUCUGUUUCUGUCUCUGUCACCUUCCCUCUGUUUCUGUCUCUGUCACCUUCCCUCUGUUUCUCUCUGUCACCUUCCCUCUGUUUCUCUCUGUCACCUUCCCUCUGUUACUCUCUGUCACCUUCCCUCUGUUUCUGUCUCUGUCACCUUCCCUCUGUUUCUCUCUGUCACCUUCCCUCUGUUUCUGUCUCUGUCACCUUCCCUCUGUUUCUCUCUUCACCUUCCCUCUGUUUCUCUCUGUCACCUUCCCUCUGUUUCUCUCUGUCACCUUCCCUCUGUUUCUCUCUGUCACCUUACCUCUUUCUCUCUGUCACCUUCCCUCUGUUUCUCUCUGUCACCUUCCCUCUGUUUCUCUCUGUCACCUUACCUCUUUCUCUGUCACCUUACCUCUUUCUCUCUGCAACUUCCCUCUUUCUCUCUGUCACCUUCCCUCUGUUUCUCUCUGUCACCUUACCUCUUUCUCUGUCACCUUACCUCUUUCUCUCUGUCACCUUCCCUCUUUCUCUCUGUCACCUUCCCUCUUUCUCUCUGUCACCUUACCUCUUUCUCUCUGUCACCUUCCCUCUUUCUCUCUGUCACCUUCCCUCUUUCUCUCUGUCACCUUCCCUCUGUUUCUCUCUGUCACCUUCCCUCUUUCUCUCUGUCACCUUCCCUCUGUUUCUCUCUGUGUGACCAUCUGUGUCUGUUGUCAUGAUCUCUGUCACGCUCUCUCACAUGCAUGUGUAUGUGCGAACAAGUUUGUGUGUGUGUUUAUAUUAUAGACAAUGUGUGAGUAUAAGUAUUAUAACCCUGCCUCUGUGUGGCCCCUCCCCCAGACCCAGCCCUGCCUCCUGGUAGGGUGCCCAUCCAGGAAGUGGACCCCACCGUGUUUGAGACCAGGUUCCUCAGGAAGAUCAAAGACCUGGGCGAGGUAGGGAAACUCUUAAUACAUAUAGACUUUUGGGGGUGCUUGUCCACAUUAAAGGGGCAAUCUGGUAUUGGUACAUCCAUUGUUGGACUUUUUAAUUAUAGCCAAUGAUUCUUGAAGAGUAUCACUUAUAUAUAUUAUUUCAUUGUUCAUGUGGGGUGUGUGUAUGUGUGCGUGUGUUCCUGUGUGUGUGUGUGUGUGUGUGUGUGUGUGUGUGUGUGUGUGUGUGUGUGUGUGUGUGUGUGUGUGUGUGUGUGUGUGUGUGUGUGUGUGUGUGUGUGUGUGUGUGUGUGUGUGUGUGUGUGUGUGUGUGUGUGUGUGUGUGUGUGUACUAUUCGCAGGGUCACUUUGGCAAGGUGGAGUUGUGUCAGUAUGACCCCCGCGGGGACGGCCGAGGGCAGCUGGUGGCGGUCAAGUCUCUGAAGCCAGAGAGCAGAGGGCAGCUGUGGAGAGAGAUAGAUACCAUGAGGGGGCUCUACCACCACAACAUCGUCAAAUACAGAGGAGUGUGUAGCGAGGAGGGUGAGGAGAGUCACACAUACACACAUGAUUAUAUAGAGUAGACAAACCACACCACACACACACACACACACACACACACACACACACCUCAUCCCAGUGAUGGGGGUUUGUGCUAACACCGUGUUUCUUUGUCUAGGUGGGAGGACCACUAAGCUGAUCAUGGAGUACCUGCCAGCGGGGAGCCUUAAGGAAUAUCUGCCCUGGAGGAAACACCAGACUGACCUCAAGAGACUUCUCCACUACGCCCUCCAGAUCUGCCAGGUAUAGUAGUAUGGAGCUUAAUUAAUGCCAAAAGAAAUUGCAUUUUCAUUUCAUUGUUUUAAUUAGACCCUGUAGCAGGAUUCCCCAACUGGCGGCCCGCGGCCCGAAUUUGGCCCGCGGGUGGUUUUAUUUGGCCCCUCCAGUUUUCGGAGCAAAAAAUAUAUAGUUUUUAUUUUUAUUGGCCAAUAUACCACGGCUAAGGGUUGUAUCCAGGCACUUCGCAUUGCGUCGUGCAUAACAACAGCCCUUAGCCGUGGUAUAUUGGCCAUAUACCACAAACCCUCAAGGUGCCUUAUUGCUUAAUUAUGUUCCGGCCCCCCGACCAUCCGCUCAAGAAAAAAUUGGCCCGCAGCUGAAUCUAGUUGAUGAUCCCUGCCCUAUAGGUAUUUAUGAAUCUACUGCGGUUUGUGAUUAUGGAGAGAGUUGGACAGAAUCUAAACCAUUGCACUCCUUUAAAUGUACUUUCUGCUACUUGGUAACUGUUGCCUAGUACCAAAUGGAAUGUUGUGGUAAAUGUUUUGAUGACUCUCAUAGAAACCACAAGACUGCCAGGUAAAUAGCUAUAAAAGUAUACAAGCUAUAAAAACAAGUGAAAAUGUGUGUGUGUCUCUCUCAGGGAAUGGAUUACUUGGGAUCCCAGCGGUUCAUCCACCGGGAUCUGGCGGCCCGGAACGUUCUGGUGGAGAACGAGAGCACAGUGAAGAUUGGAGACUUUGGCCUGACUAAGAGCAUGAAGGAGGACAAGAGUUACUACACCGUCAAAGAGGAGACCGACAGCCCUGUGUUCUGGUGAGUAAUGUAUAAAUAGAAUGACAAUAGAAUGGCUUGUGGCACCUUAAUUGGGGAGGACGGGCACGUGGUAAUGGCUGGAGCAGAAUGACUGGAAAGGUAUCAACAACAUGGUUUCCAUGGUUUCCACGUGUUUGAUGCCAUUCCAUUCGCUCCGUUCCAGCCAUUGUUAUGAGCCGUCCUCCCCUCAGCAGCCUCCACUGAAUGACAAGAUCAGGUCCUAAAACUUAAUGUGAUAUUUCACUCCCAGAUCAAUGUUAAGGAGAUGAGGUCAGGUGCAUUUAAAAGCCUGGAUCCCAGUCUAUUUCAUUUCUAUUGUUGCUACCAGAGGCAGUUUGGAACUCGGUAAUGAGUGUUGCAGCCGAGGAUUUGUGGUCACUACGCUCUUCAGCACUCGGCGGUCCCGUUCUGUGAGGUUGUGUGGCCUACCACUUCGCAGCUGAGCCGUUGUUGCUCCUAGACAUUUCCACUUCACAAUAACAUCACUUACAGUUGACCGGGGCAGCUCUAGCAGGGCAGAAAUGUGAUGAACUGACUUGUUGGAAAGGUGGCAUCCUAUGACGGUGCCACAUUGAAAGUCACUGAGCUCUUCAGUAAGGCCAUUCUACUGCCAGUGUUUGUCUAUGGAGAUUGCAUGGCUGUGUGCUCAAUUUUAUUCACCUGUCAGCAACGGGUGUGGCUGAAAUAGCCGAAUCCACUAAUUUAUCUUUAUCUGUGAUUGAUCAGAUUCAAUUCUGAUGUUCGCUCCUAUUAUGUUAACAGGGUGGGGCUCAUUCUAUUGACAUUAGCUCACAUGGGCGGCAGGUAGCCUAGCGGUAAAGAGUGUUGAGCCAGUAACUGAGAGGUUGCUGGUUCGAAUCCCCAAGUUGACAAGGUGAAAAAUCUGUCGAUGUACUCUUGAGUCCUUGCUCUGGAUAAGAGUUUCUGCUAAGUGAUUACAAUGUACAUAUUAACCUUGGUCGUGAUCAUUAGGCAGUUGGCACCCAACGGGGAGGAACUACCUGAACUUGUCCAAUAAGAAACGCUGUUUUCGGGUGCAAAACAUUUUGCUACGGUGUGCCCUAACCCUUGUGUUGCCUUGUAGGUAUGCUCCUGAGUGCCUGGUGGACUGUAAGUUUUACCCUGCGUCUGACGUGUGGUCCUUCGGAGUGACCCUGUAUGAGCUGUUGACCUACUGUGAGACAAGCAGCAGCCCUACCACGGUAAAUAACUUUGUCUCUUGUUAACCUCACUAUGAAAAUAUGUUUAUACAAAUUCCUUAAACUUUGCUGAUUUAAAAAAAUAUUAGGGGUCAGACAUGUUAACAUGUAUCUGAUGAGAAGUAUCCUAGUCUUGGCUAAUCAAACUAGCGCCUGUCUGUUUUGGGGUCAAAUCAUUCAGAAGUUCAAUACUCUGAGCUUUUUCCCACAAAGUCUUCACUUUUCCACUUCCCUUCAUGGAUUUUAAAGGAAAUUACUAGAAAUUCCUUCCCCAUGCUUGUACCAAUCCAAUGCUUCUAAGUGCAUGGGAAGAGUGCACAAGUGUAUACUUUGGGAGAAAAGACUGGGGUGUAGGUUGGGACAGAAUUGCGGAGCGUAGGACCAGCGUUUCAUCUGUUUUGGUUUUGAUCAUGUGUUAUGGUUGUUCACAGGUAUUCUUGGAGAUGCUUCGUCCAACCCAGGGUCAGAUGACUCUCACCCGAUUGGUGGAAGUGCUGAUGUCCGGCAGGAGGCUGCCCUGUCCACCUCGCUGCCCAGACGCGGUAAGAGAACUGGGGAAUGAUGUCAUCUGCUCACCAAGGCUGUAGUCGUUCCUUCUCUUUCAUCUGAAAGAUACUACUCUGGGGUGAAGUUUCCCCUAGGUACAGAUCUAGGCUCAGCUUCCCCUCCCCCAAUCAUAACCUUAACCAUGGGGAAACUGACCCAAGAUCAGCGUCUAGGCACAACUUCACCAUACACCAACGAUAAUAGCACCCUUUCUAAAUACAAAAUCAGUAGUGUUCCUCUACAGGUAUAGGAUCUUAAUUUGACCAGUUUCUCACAGCAGGAAAAUAAUCCUAGAGCAACAGGAAAUGUGAAUUAUUUUGUAGGGGUUGAUAAAUUCUUAGUUAGGGCAAAUCAAGUCUGACAUUUUAAAGUGGAAAUUACAAACUUUAGAAGCCUUUUCAAACCUUGAAUUUUCUGCAGGAAAUGUCCUGCAACAACAGGGUGAUCAAAUUAAGAUCCUACACCUAUAUAAAAAAAAACGACCCUCAAUAGGAAUGAGUGGGAAUAGACCAACCUGCACAUCCAAUGGCUUUGAGCAGGUGCUGGGUAUCAAAGUCAAUGUACAUUAGCAUAAAAAGGAAAACUGCAUACACUGGGAUUAACAUGUCUUCCCAGGUGUGUUUAUCAUAACAACGUUUUGACCCUUAGGUCAAUGUUUUGACCUUUCAUCAUAUUCCUUUUUUGCUGCUUCUUGACCAAAGAAGAUCUUUCUAUCUGGUCUCUGAUCUUUGCUCUUCUGUGUGUGUGUGUGUGUGUGUGUGUGUGUGUGUGUGUGUGUGUGUGUGUGUGUGUGUGUGUGUGUGUGUGUGUGUGUGUGUGUGUGUGUGUGUGUGUGUGUGUGUGUGUGUGUGUGUGUGCGCAGGUAUACUCUCUGAUGAGGAGGUGUUGGGAGAGUUCCCCGGAGAACAGGAUUCAGUUCAAAGGCCUGAUCACAGAGCUGGAGCUGCUGCUGAACGAGAUGCAUGGAGGAGAUAGACUGGCUGUCUGA